This is a messenger RNA of Sphenostylis stenocarpa, 1347 nucleotides long. NCBI's taxonomy places the organism in Eukaryota, Viridiplantae, Streptophyta, Magnoliopsida, Fabales, Fabaceae. The record is from the annotation of a GenBank genome assembly.
AUGAGGUGGCGAAGCGUAUGGGCUGCAGACGCGAAUCACGAUGGCUCACGCUUGGUGGUCGCGGUGCCCCUCGAUGAGGAGAUCUCGUCCGCGGUGAUGGUUGGUAGCGGCGAGAUGGGGCUCUUAAGUGGGGAUAGUGGCGGUCGAUUGGUGCGGCGGCUUGGUGGAGACUGGGUUAGGGUGCGGUCGCGACCGCUGCUAGGGCUGGGAGGCACGGCUGAGGUGCGACGGUUUGGGUGCGAUUCUGACGCGGGGGAUUUGGUGAGUGGUUUGGUGAAGGCGGAAUGGGUUGUUACGUUUAGGAAUGAAGAACAAAUUGAUUCGCCGGAUCAAAAAGCCGUUUUCGUGUUCAGUUCUCCAAAUCACCAACCCUGUGUGGACGUGCGUGAGGAAUAUGCAAACGCAUUUCGAACGGAAUCAUACACUGAGUUUUGGACACGUGUCCUUGCCUAUUCCAAGAACGAUUCAUCUUCUUGUUUGUCAAGAGAGUCCACCACCUCGGCCCGUCUCCCCUCGUACCGUUUGUUCGCGGAGCAUCUAUUGGACCCCGAUCAGCCCACGGUCACUCGGGCCCUAUCCCUGGCCCAUUGUAGGCCCAAGGUCCACUCUCUACUUUCAGACUAUUUCUCACAUACUGCCAAUUCUUCUAUUCUUUUUAGCCACCUAUUAAAAGACAUUGAUCUUGUGCGUCUGAAGUAUACAGCGCUUAAAACCAUUCUUCAAUGUGUUCCAACUAAUCAAAUCCCUUCACCAAUGGUUAUAACCCAUUUAACUGAAUUUUCAAACUUUUCCAACCUGUUUACCUCAUCGGGUCAAGUUCGGGCCAAACAGUAUCAAUGCUUCAACUUGCAAAAACGGCUCGAGUCAAGCCGCGACAAGGCACAAGCCAAGCUACAACUAGCAGCUAAAAUAAAAUGUGGCUCGGCUUGUCUAGUUGCGGCUAUAACGGCUUCACUUGUUGUUAUUACUAUCUCUCAUGGCCUUGCAUUGAUUAUGGCUAUGCCUGGAUUGGCUUCAAUGAAUUUGGGUUCGAAAAGGAAGUUGGCUAAGGUGGCGGCUCGGCUCGAUGCAGCCGCGAAAGGAAGUUUUAUAGUGAAUAAGGAUUUGGAGAUGACAAGUCGGCUUGUGGCUCGGCUUAAUGAUGAGCUAGAAUACAUGAGGAGAAGAGUGAAAAUUUGGGUUGAGAGAAGGGAGAAUAGAGUUGAAGGCAAUGAUGUUGUGCAGUUGUUGAAGAAGAAGCAUUGUAGUUUCAGUGAGCAAUUGGAUGAAUUGGAAGAACAUUUAUAUUUGUGUUUCAUGACUAUUAACGGGGCUAGAGACCUUGUGCUAAGUCAAAUUAGUGAUUGA